AUGCUGGAGUUGUCAAUCGUUUACGGACUCAACGAGAACGACACGAGGAAAGUUCGAGAGAUGCGCGGGGGUAGGUUCCUCGCUGACGUCAUCAACGGCAAGGAAUGGCCGCCGUCUGGGUCCUACGCGUGCAUCCAGAACCAGCCUCUACAAGGCGAGACACGAUGCCACAAUAUUCCUGUUAUAGGUGCCCAAAUAAUAAUGGGAGGAAGCGUGAUGUACCUAUGGUUUUAUAGAAUGCAUAACGCGGUAGCUCGCGAGCUCCAAUCUAUGAACCCAUGCUGGGACGACGAGAAGCUCUUCUACGAAGCAAGGGAAAUUGUGAUCGCUUUCGUCAACCAGAUAUGGUACUACGAGCUAUAUCCGGCUGUUUUGGGUUACGAUUACCUCCUGAAGAACAAAGCGAUAUACAGCACUUGGGGACACAUCAAUGAUUACAACCCCAAGCUGGAGCCAGCAGUCAGUAUUGAAUACGUCGUCGGCACUCGCUGGUUCCAUACAGUACAGGAAGGCCGCUCCAAGCUCUACGACAGAGACGGCAAACUGAUCAAUGAGUUGGACUCUGUGGAGCUGACCCUGAGGACCGGCAUCCUUCCCCUCAACAGAACCAUCCAGGGUCUGACCCAGGGCUACUUCCGCCAGGCUACAGCUGCUGAGGAUUAUAUCAUCGACCCCGAUAUGGGCGAGCGAGUGCUCGGAAGCCUGCAGACGGCUUCAGACGUGUACUCCAGUGACAUCAUGAAGGGUCGUGAUGAUGGUCUACCGGCGUACAACAAGUAUCGUCAGAUCUGUAACCUACCUGUGGCCAAGGACUUCGAAGACCUAAGGCAGUGGAUGCCGGAUGAUAAAGUGGACGCAAUGAUCCAGCACUAUGAAACAGUCGACGACAUAGACAUAGUGGCUGGCUUCACAUCCGAGUAUCCCAUGAAGGAAGCCGCCUUCGGCCCGACCCUCGCUUGCAUGAUGACGGAUCAGAUCAAGCAUUGGAGACAGGCUGAUAGGUUCUGGUAUGAGAACCAACAGCACCCUGGGGCGUUUACUGAAGAGCAACUGUACCAGAUUCGUCACAUGACCAUGUCACGUGUCAUUUGCGACCACGGGGAUGAGGUCGACACCAUACAACCCUGGUCAUUCUUCUUAGCUGGUCCUGGGUAAGUUAGGCUGCUCCCUUGGAUUUGUCUCGAUAUACUUUUCUAUUACAUUU
Molecule: messenger RNA, 1204 nt
Organism: Pectinophora gossypiella (pink bollworm)
Lineage: Eukaryota; Metazoa; Arthropoda; Insecta; Lepidoptera; Gelechiidae
Product: peroxidase-like
Exons: 7
Coding region: 1-1155 (384 amino acids)
Biological process (GO): response to oxidative stress
Molecular function (GO): heme binding; peroxidase activity
Source: RefSeq, a predicted model, not a curated record